Hipposideros armiger (great roundleaf bat) is the source of this 2791-nucleotide messenger RNA. It is a transcript of the gene SERPINB8, whose product is annotated as serpin family B member 8. Gene Ontology annotation, molecular function: serine-type endopeptidase inhibitor activity. NCBI's taxonomy places the organism in Eukaryota, Metazoa, Chordata, Mammalia, Chiroptera, Hipposideridae. The transcript is spliced from 3 exons. Bases 133 to 711 code for a protein of 192 amino acids. Gene Ontology annotation, biological process: negative regulation of endopeptidase activity. The record is from RefSeq and is a predicted model, not a curated record. Gene Ontology annotation, cellular component: cytoplasm.
UUCUUUACAGGUAAAAUUUCAGAGGUGCUGGGUGUCGGCACGGUCGGCCCACUGACGAAGCUGGUUCUCGUGAAUGCCAUCUAUUUCAAAGGGAAGUGGAAUGAGCAGUUUGACAGGAAGCGCACGAGAGGAAUGCCCUUUAAAACCAGCCAGGAAAAAAAGACAGUGCAGAUGAUGUUUAAGCAAGCUAAAUUUAACAUGGGCUAUAUAGACGAGGUGCACAGCCAGGUCCUGGAGCUGCCCUAUGUGGGGGAGGAGCUGAGCAUGGCCAUUCUGCUGCCUGAUGUCAACACCGAUCUCACCGUGGUGGAAAAAGCACUUACAUACGAGAAGUUCAGAGCCUGGACGGCUCCAGAAAAGAUGACUGUGGAAAAAGUUCAAGUUUUCCUUCCCCGAUUAAAGCUGGAGGAGAGUUAUGACCUGAAGUCUUUUCUUCGAAGUUUAGGAAUGACUGAUGCAUUUGACGAAUCCAAGGCAGACUUUUCUGGAAUGUCAGCUGAGAAGAACGUGCCUGUGUCCAAGGUCGCACACAAGUGCUUUGUAGAGGUCAAUGAGGAAGGCACAGAGGCGGCCGCGGCCACCGCCGUGGUCAGGAAUUCCCGGUGCAGCAGGAUAGAGCCAAGAUUUUGUGCAGACCACCCAUUCCUCUUCUUCAUCAGGCACCACAAAACCAACAGCAUUUUGUUCUGCGGCAGGUUCUCUUCCCCGUAAAGAGGUGCUGUCUGUACAGGUACUCCUUUCUCUUCUGCCCUCGCCUUAAUUCAAAUUCUAUGUGACCAAAUUGGUGUGGUUUGAGUGGCACAAUCAAGUGUGUGCACCUGGGACGUCUGCACUAGUCCUGCCUGAAUAUUCCACAGCCACUGAGAGUAACUCAGGCUUCGGAUGUGUAGAGUUUGGGGCUGUGCUUGUUCUGGAAUGUCUGGAGGCGCCUCCCUCUCGUGGACUCUGCCCUCACCUACCUAUCAGAGGAUGGCCAGCUCUCCUCAAAGCCUGUGCCCAUUGUUGGUGGGCGUCUUUAGGAGCAUGUCAAAGAUUCAUGAAUCAGCUUUCCAUCCUGCCAUGAUCUCAAAGCUGUGCCCAGCACCCCUGCCAGGCUCACCAGGAGAUGCCAGUGCCCAGGCCCCAUUGCACACAAAGCCAGGGUGGACACUCCAGGGUGAACACUGCAGCCACUAGUGCCUCUCCCCUGUCAGUACCACACAGACAGCCCUCCACGUUCCAUGUGUCACAGAGGCCCUUAUGAAAACAACUCCUUCAGAUCUUGUCGUUAACCUCAGGGAUGAGUUCAGGGGCUCAGUGCCGGGCAGGCUUCAGGGCUGAGCGCUGCAGAGCCAAAUCUCUGACACAUGCCAGGUAGUCCUGCCCAUUCUCUUUGCUCCUGAAACAUACACACGCCCCAAAGGAACCCACACCAAGCACCUCUCGAGAGCAAUAACCUCUCCAGUUCAUCAUAUAUGCUCAAACAUGGCUCAAGUGCCCUCCUGCUUAAAAGCGGAUCCUCCUACAUUAACUUUUUCUGAUUGGAAAAAAAUUUGUGUGAUGGCAACACUUUGGAAACUAUAGGAAAAUAUACAAAGAAAAUUUAAGUCACCCACAGUUCCACUACCCAGCAAUCAUUACUGUUAACGAUGAUGUAUAGCUUCCUUAUUCUAUAUAUGCAAAUAGAAGUUAGAAACAUUUUAACCCAAGUUAAUCAUAUACUUCUGUAGCUGAUUUCUGCCUUUACUAUAAACCUUCUUCAAGAUAAGUAUCUUCCUAUGUUAUCAAUUUGAUGUGUCAAAUUGUAUGACUGUAUUUUCUAUAAUCAAAUCUGAUUUGGGUAAUUAAAAUGACAUAUAUUAUUCUGUUAUGAAUAUCCUACAUAUUUCUAAACAUUCUUAAUAUUUUUAAAGAAAUAUUCCUAAAAAUGAUGUAGUCAAGGUGAAAGUUGGGCACAUUUGGAGAUGUCUCCCAAAUUAGUCUCCAAGGCAUUUUAUACUCCCACUCACAUCACUCUUUCUAGUCCAUUAACUGCUGCUGAACUUUUUUAUUAUGAGUUAGACUGAAAAGUGAUUAUUCCUGACUCAAUGUUCGAUUCACAAUUCACAGCUACAUGAACCAUUGAUAUUAUAGCUCUUACAAUUCACCAAACUAGAACAGGUUCCCUGUUGGGCCACAUUUAUAUCAGGCUUUCCAAAACAGGUUUGGCCAAACAUUAAUCAUGCACUAGCAUGCACGCAUCUGUGAACCUUCAUCACACUCCCACCUUUAAUUACAAAACAAAUCUACACUGUUCGUUGGGUAUAAUUUACACAGAAAACCUUCACAUAUUUAACAAUUUGAUAAGUUUGAUACAUGUAUGCCCCCGGGGAAGCCAUCCCCAUAAUCAAGAUGAUGGACGUAUCUGUCACACCCCAAAAUGUCCGCUGUAGCUUUGUAACCCUUCCUUCUUGUCCCUCCCUUUCCCACCUCAACCACUUAGCCUUAAUUCUCCUGCACCCACGGCUCUGCUUUCUGUCACUAUAGCUUAAUUUGCAUUUUCUACAAGUCUAUGUAAACAGAAUAAAACAUCAUAUACUCUUUUUGGGAUGGCUGUAUCACUCAGUGUUUUUGAGGUUCGUCCAUGUGCAUAUUAAUAGUUUGUUCCUUUGUAUUGCUAAGUAAUAUUUCAUUACAUGGCUAUACCACCAUUUGUUUAUCCAUUCGCUUUUUGACAGACAUUUAAGUUGUCAAAUUUUUUUGUUGUCAAAAAUUUUACACUAAGAUUUUGUGUAUUGUGAAUAAAGUUUUAAUGUGCAUGUCUGUGAAUAGA